GAAAUGUGUUUUUCCAGUAAACUGCCCAUUCGCAUAAAGAGCGACUUCUAAUCAAAUACUGCUCAGCAGACCUAUUGUAACAAGAUCGGUACACACCAACAGUAUCAUUUGGCUAUGGCCUUCGUCUAAAGUGAGGCUUACGUAUGACCUCGGUUAAAAAAUGUCAGCCCUGUUGGUCGGUGACCAGCCUCCCACUGGAAAUGCCAUAUACUGGACGGCCUGAGGUUGGAUGGCAAACUUCUCAUCGGCAUUGAACAAGCAUAUAUGCCACCAGACAUUUCCGCAACCACAAACUGUUGGCAUGGCCUUCCCGUGGCGUAAGCCUAAUAAUACGAGGCAACCGGCGGCGACUGAGUCUGCAGGUGGAUGCCGGGCCGCUGUCGUUGCCGUAGCUUCAUUCUUCGUCAUGUUCCUGAUGUCCACUAUGACAAGGUGUACAGGAAUCCUGUACGUCAGCUGGCAGAUAGCGUUUGACUCAACCGCUGUCCAGACUGGAGUGAUCUCCAGUAUAAUAUCUUCAACGUGGUAUUUUGCAUCCGCGCUAUCGGGCGUAGUCUGCAACCGAUACGGGUACCGCUUCACCUGCAUCCUGGGCGGGUUCCUGAUGUCGUUUGCCAUGCUAAUGGUCUUUUGGGCCAAAAACGUUCUCCAUAUGUACAUCCUUGGGUUACCCAUAGGUCUGGGAACAUCUCUGUGCUACAUGGGUGCAACCGUAGCCGUCGCGGACCACUUCAAAAAACGUUACGCCAUAGUCAGUGGGCUUUGCAUGUCCGGAGGUAGUGCAGUUAUGGUCGUGUCCCCGCCUCUAUUCCACCUCCUGCUCGAUAAAUAUGGAUGGCGUGGAACCGUCCUCAUAACAGCUGCCGUGUGUGCGAACCUGUGCGUCGCUGGCGCACUGUGCCGUCGCUGUAACAAGGCUAGAGUGCCUGGACUCAAGACACGAAUUCGUGCAGAUGGAGAUGAAAGUUCAUUCGAAGAACAUGCCAGCCAUCGAGACGGAGAAUCUGAAACCGAUGAAAAGAAGCUACUGCCAUUUGUGGUUUUCUUGAAGAGACUGUUUUCUGUGUUUCAACUGGAACUGUUGCGCAAGAGUUACCGCUUUUUACUCCUUUGUAUAACAAGUUCGCAAGUCCACAUGACGUACUCAUGUGCAGUGGUUUUCCUCGUACCCAGAGCCCAGUUCCGUGGCAUUGAUGAGCUUCGGGCGUCAUUUCUCCUAAGCAUAUUUGGGUUCGGGAGUUUGGGCGCUCGAGUGGCAAGUGGAUUCCUCGUAACCCUCAAGACACCCGUUGAGGCCCUCUACGCAUGCUCCUUUGUCCUGUGCUUCGUUGGUUUACUGGGUUCUCAAGCUGAGACCUACGAAUCCUUUGCAGCUUCUGCGUGCAUCGUCGGUAUAAGCAUAGGAGCCAGUACAGCCUGGGCAAAUGUUCUGCUUCGUAAAUUUGUCGGUGUACCUCGUUUGGCAUCUGGACAAGCAAUCAUGCUUCUUUUUUGUGGUGUUGGGAAUCUUAUUGGUCCCAUAGUUGCAGGUGCGGCGUAUGAUGGCACUGGUGCUUUCAGCUCUGUCUUCUACGUUUUGGCUGGUCUGAACGCCGCCGCGGCCCUACAGAUGCUGCUAAUGCCGGUGCUUCGCAGAGUUGAGCCUGGUCUUGCUGUUGAAGAAAGAAUAGCAACUUGAUUUCUACGAAAUCCUUCAGUACACGAUGGUAAUGGUGAUCGAGCCUAAGCGUGUUUUCCUCUCCCCGUAAAAAAGCAACCGAAACGGGACAUUGAUUUUUUUCUUAAAUUAAUUUGUCAGAAAUCUUUGAUUUUCGUAAAGUUUACUGAGUAUUUUUCUUAAAACUGUGGUAAAUACCAUUUGCCAGAACGAAAAAGAAGAUAUCUUACGUUGUCUCUG
This is a messenger RNA of Acanthaster planci (crown-of-thorns starfish), 1897 nucleotides long. Its product is annotated as monocarboxylate transporter 12-like. The record is from RefSeq and is a predicted model, not a curated record. Gene Ontology annotation, molecular function: monocarboxylic acid transmembrane transporter activity. Gene Ontology annotation, biological process: monocarboxylic acid transport; transmembrane transport. Lineage: Eukaryota; Metazoa; Echinodermata; Asteroidea; Valvatida; Acanthasteridae.